This is a messenger RNA of Rhopilema esculentum, 2267 nucleotides long. RefSeq lists its product as uncharacterized. NCBI's taxonomy places the organism in Eukaryota, Metazoa, Cnidaria, Scyphozoa, Rhizostomeae, Rhizostomatidae. The record is from RefSeq and is a predicted model, not a curated record. Gene Ontology annotation, molecular function: zinc ion binding.
AGACCCUUUGCCAAAUUUCGUCACAUGACUUCUGAAAGAGAGGCAAGAAAACGAAAACGAGAAAGUGGUUGUUCCAAACGCUUCGGCCUAUCACCAUCAGUUACGAAAGAUCUUUUCAUUCCGUUUCUGAGUGUUUGAUUAUAGUUUAAGAAGUAUUUAUGGAUGCGUUCAAGGAUUUGCUGCCUAAAGGAAAGGAUGUUGAAUGCUUUGAAGAUUUGGCUACGCUCACUGUGGCCGAAUUAAAAAGGAUAUUGCAGCGGUACAAAGAGAAGACAGGGGGCAUCAAAGCUGAUCUUGUUCUGAGAGCCUACGCUAUCUUCUGCCGUGCAAAAAAGUCUGAAGAACAAACUGAUGAGCUACCAGAUGAGUCUUUUUUGUAUUGCAAUGAAAACGAUUUCACCUACGAGUCUUUGCACCAGCAGACUAAACAUCUGCCGUGGUCAUCCGAUCUGCGCGGUACGCCGGUAUUCACUUUCCUGCAACUUUAUGAGUACUUGGUCAUCAGGACGUCAAAGUUCAAACAUGUUCUUUUAAAAAGCACUUCAUACAAGAAGUUGAAAGCCUUUCAAUUCUUCUAUGAAGGAUUUAUUAGAAAGGUGGAUGUUGCAAAAGAUGCCAUGUUUACAUAUUUUGAUGUACGUGUCAAAGCAUCAAUGAAGAAAAACCUUUAUAAAGUAAUGGUAAAGCUGUCAAGUGUGUCUGGUGAUGUUUGUGCUGCUGCAUGUUCUUGUCCUGCUGGCAUUGGUCUUGGUGGUUUUGGCAACUGCAACCAUGUUGGUGGUAUUCUUUUUGCCUUGGAAGAUUUCAAUAGACGUGGCUUACAAGAGUUUCCGUCUCCUAUAUCUUGCACAUCACGGCUUUCUGCUUGGAAUGUUCCGAAUUCCUCUUCCCUUGCUUCUUUUGCUGCAGCUCCCAUAGAGGAUGUUGUUAUUAAGAAAAUAAUGUUUGGGAAAGAUGGUGCAAUGUUAAACAACCCCUCUUACAAAUCAUUUGAUCCAAGGGCACCCGCUGAUAAAGUUCUUGAUGAACAGAAAUUGGAAGUUUUAAAAUUGAAAUUGGCAAAAUGUGUCCCUAACAGUGCUUUCUUUGGCUUUUAUCAACCUCCUUCUUCUCCUGCAAUGGACAUAGCAACCUUAUCUUCAAAUUUGCAAAUACUUUCCUCGAAUGAAUCUAUAGCCUUUAAUGAAUGCUAUGACAUAUCAAGUCCUUCCUUUAAACAAAUGAUGGAAAUCCACUGCAAGAACCUAUCCCUUAACUCUGAAGAAAUUGAUAACAUUGAAAAGAGAACACGUGGACAAUCAUCAAAUGAGCAGUGGAAAAGGGAACGCAUGUACCGAAUUACAUCUUCCAAUUUUUAUCUUGCUGCAGUUAACACUAUAGAGCCAUCUUCAAAGUUGAAAGCCAUGUUUUAUAAACCAUUUUCUACAUCUGCAACCAGGCAUGGUAACAAAUAUGAAAGGCAUGCUAGAGAACUCUAUACCAUAUUCCUCAAAGAAAAAGGUAUCAAUGCUCAUGUCUCUGAUGUUGGCUUAAUUCUAUCAUCUAGCUGUCCGUACCUUGGUGCAUCUCUAGAUGGCAUUGUCACACACAAGAAUGAGAAGUGGGGGCUGGAGAUAAAAUGCCCUUUUUCAAAAUUUAAUUGUACCUUGAAAGAAGCUGUUUUGGGGAAAAAGUUCUUUUUGCAGAAUGUUGGUGGCAAUAUAAAGCUGAAGCGGCAACAUCCUUAUUAUUUCCAAAUUCAAGGCCAAAUGUUCUGUUCAGGGUUGAAAACAAUAGAUUUUGUUGUUUGGUUUGGCAACAGCGAGCCUUUAUUUGUUGAGACCAUUUGGUUUGAUGUAGAUUUUGUGACAAGCUACAUGUUACCACGCUUAGAGUUCUUUUAUUGUAGAGCAGUUCUCCCGGAAUUAUUUACAAAGCGCAUAAAGCAAGGAUUGAAACUGUAUUUGCAUGGUGGUUGGACAAAUUUUCAUUAGUAAUGAAUAAUUCCUUUUUAAAUGAAAAUACAAGAAAGAAUAAUACCAUUAAAGUAAUAAAGAUAUUAGUAACACAAAUGGUACAAAUCAUAUUAUAUAAUUACAAAAAAGUGAAGUAUAUAUAUAAAAAUAAGUAUAACUGUAAGAGUUUUGUUUUGACUAGAAAAAUGCAUUCUGCUCUUGUCAAUUCAAAUCCCAACCAUCUCAAAUAACAGACUAUGUCAAUCAGAAGUUUCUUUCCUUGUGAGCUUGAGUUGAAAAAAGCAAAAUGCAUUUAUCAAAUUUACCAAAAUA